Messenger RNA from Trichobilharzia regenti, 1596 nucleotides. The record is from the annotation of a GenBank genome assembly. Lineage: Eukaryota; Metazoa; Platyhelminthes; Trematoda; Strigeidida; Schistosomatidae.
AUGGCAGAAACCAAUGGAGAAAAUAAUGAGAGUGGAAAGUUACGGAUGCUGAAGAUAUGUUCGUCAGAAGUAAAAACAAAUGGAGGGCCUAGUCUAAUGAAUGGUGUACACAAUGACGAAGAAGGAGAAGAGGAAUUUAUAAGAGAAGUGGAAAAAUAUGAUUUCAUUCGAUUGAGUUUCCCCGAUGUUAAUGGGAUUCAUUUAAGUAAAUUAGUGUCGACAAGAUUUGCACGAAAAGUUGCCAAAGGGUUAAGUGAAGUUUACUCAGGCUCAAUUACAACUGGACCUCGAGGUGAAGUAUUCGAUAUGCAAGAAAUUAUUGAAAGAAAGCAUGUUAACAGUAAAGUGAAACCGGACUUUUCAACCCUACAUCCUUGUCCUUGGGUAUCAAAAGAGAAUCUAAGUAAUCACUCUUACAACGGUAACACAGAUAAUGAUGAUAUCAACCCAAAAUGCCAAAAAUAUUCAGUUUGUGCUGUUCUAUGCGAUUUAGUAUGGCCAAAUAAUGAACUGGUUAAAGCCCAUCCAAGGGUUGUUGUAAAAAAUCUGAUUCGUGAACUACAAACCAAAUACAAUUUACGCUUGUUUUCUGCUUUUGAACCAGAAUUUAGAGUAUUCAAAAAGGGUACUUUUGAGACAGCAUGUCUGAAGCCAUCACCGACAAAGAAACCGGAGUCUUGUUCAUUUAAUUUACCGAUACCGUAUACAAAGUUUAGUGAUAUUUACAGGACAAGUUUACUGUCGGUAUAUGAAGAUUUAUUCGCUGAUAUUGAGCACAAUAUGCAUUUAGCUAAAAUCAGUGUACAAGAUUAUAGUAAUGAAGACGGUGAAGGACAGUUGGAAUGCCCACUGAUGCCGACAUGGGGAAUAUCUGCGGCGGAUAACUACUUUAUAUUUAAGCAAGCUGUGAAAGAAAUCGGUGUGAAACAUGAUAUGGAGAUUUCAUUUAUGACGAGACCUUUGUUGAACAGUAGUUCCAGUGGUUGUCAUUAUAAUCAUUCCUUGUGGUAUGCUGAUAGCAAUCGUAAUGCAUUUUAUGACGAACAAGAUCCUGAUGGCCUGUCGACGCUUGCUCGUCACUGGAUUGCUGGCCUCCUAGAACACCUACCUGCUAUGUUAGCAAUUUGUUCACCGACUACAAACUGCUACAGACGAUUAAAUAAAUUCUAUGCACCCGGGCCAAUCAAUUGGGAUUUUCGUGACAGAUUUGUAGCAGUUCGGGUGAAAAAUUUUGGUGAAACCAACACCUACAUUGAAAAUCGUAUUCCUUCGUCCGCCUCCUGUCCAUACCACGUGAUGGCUGCUACUUUAGCCGCUGGUUUAGAUGGUCUAGAUCGUAAACUCGAACCACCAACUCCAGGUCAGAAACCAGAAUUAGGCAAUCUUGUAAAAAUGCUACCAGGCACAUUUCCUGAUGCAUUGCAAUGCUUGAAAGAUGAUCAAAUAUUUGUGAAGAAGUUGGGAACAGAUUUUUGUGACUGGUAUAUACGCAUGAAAGAGUGUGGUGAUUUAGCCUAUCUUGGUCAUUUAGAUAUCAACGACAAUCAAGAAGAGACUCUGGCUUUUGAAAGAUAUGAAUACCUAAAGUUCAGUUAA